Messenger RNA from Bombus impatiens (common eastern bumble bee), 2216 nucleotides. Its product is annotated as N-alpha-acetyltransferase 30-like. Bases 291 to 1061 code for a protein of 256 amino acids. The transcript has 3 exons. Gene Ontology annotation, cellular component: NatC complex. Lineage: Eukaryota; Metazoa; Arthropoda; Insecta; Hymenoptera; Apidae. Gene Ontology annotation, biological process: N-terminal peptidyl-methionine acetylation. Gene Ontology annotation, molecular function: protein-N-terminal amino-acid acetyltransferase activity. The record is from RefSeq and is a predicted model, not a curated record.
UGUCGUUAGUGGUCAUCGCAGAAAAUUCAAUAUGGUGUCCGUCGAUUGAAGAGCUAAAUUGGCGUUCUGUAUAUGGAAAUAACAUUAAAAAUAAAGAAAUCGUUUAACUCGGCGUAAUUAUGAAAAUUCGUUUGAAAAGCUAGUGUGUCAUUUGGAAAUACUGAUGUCAUAGGGAUAUAUUGUAUAAAAAAGUAGAAAUUGUCAUCUUUAAAACCCUGUACUGAAAUUGUAUGCUUUGAGAAAAGAAAUUCAGAUAUAUAGAAAAUAAAAAUAUUAACAAAAAAUUAAAGAUGGAAAAGCUUAAAACGAAGAGUGUAGUGGAUGGAAAUGAAUCAGAGGGUGAUCAAAGUAGCAUUGAAGAAAAGAAUGAAAAUUCUUUAACAGAUAUUGCUACUUUGGACAUUACAUCUCGACUUAGUCUGAAAACAACUGAAAUAUAUGAAGAAUCACAUAGAAAUGGAAUACCUCUAGUUAAUGGUAUUUGUAAUUCUUCUGAAAGAAUUACCAGCAUAGUUAAUCUUCCACAAUCUGAAUCUAUGGAAACUAGUCAUUUAAACCAACAUGGUACAUUAGCAGAAACAGUGUCAUUGGAAAGUAGGGAUAAUAACAUUCAAUAUGUUAGUUAUACAAGUGAACUCCAAAUGCCUGAUAUUAUGAAAUUAAUACAAAAAGACUUGAGCGAACCAUAUUCUAUUUAUACAUACAGAUAUUUCAUUUAUAACUGGCCAAAAUUAUGUUUCUUGGCAAUACAUGGUGAGGAAUGUGUUGGUGCCAUUGUCUGCAAGCUGGACAUCCACAGAAAAGUAAUAAAACGUGGGUACAUUGCAAUGUUAGCUGUUGAUGUGAAAUAUCGAAAGCAAAAGAUUGGUUCAAACCUAGUAAGAAGAGCGAUUCAAGCUAUGGUGGAAGAUAAUGCUGGCGAAGUAGUUUUAGAAACAGAAAUUACUAAUCGUCCAGCACUACGUUUGUACGAAAAUCUUGGUUUUGUGCGUGAUAAGCGAUUAUUUCGGUAUUAUUUAAACGGCGUAGAUGCUCUUCGAUUGAAGCUAUGGCUUAGAUGAAAUUCAUCUAUAUCUUGACAUUUCAAUAAAGACCUAUUUAACUCUAACACAUUGAAGAGAUAUGACGUCAAAGUUCAGUAAAGUUCAGGAAUAUAGGACAUUAAUGCCAAGGGGAUUGUAUCUGAAAAUGUAUAAACAAAACAAUAACAUAUGUAUCUGGAAAAAUAAGUAUACGUAGCGCAUGUAAUUUAAUGUUAUGUUCAAUUAUCAAUUUCCUUAUUACAGUAUAUUUAUAACAUUAUCACGUUAUAUCAUUUAUGCACUAGUAUAUAACAAAUAUAUGUACCACUAAUAUGGAAGAUGCAGUAUAACAAAUCAAUUCAUAUGUCAUUGGUCAUUAGUGAUUUUAAUUGUGUAGUUGAUCAUUGAUUAUCGAAAUUUAUUAUCCUUUUUGGCAUUAACGUUCAUUGAAGUAGCAUGCAAUUACAGUUUAAAAAUUUUACAGUGAGAAAAGAUAAUGAAGGUGAAAGGAUGAAAAAUGUGAAAUGAUGUCUGAAAACAAACAAUAUGUUUUUUUGUAUCACUUACGAGAAAUCUAAUACAACGUGGUAACAAAGUGAAUUGAGAAGAUAUAAUAAAAUGAUGAGAAUCUUUGGAAGUUGAUACAUCAAUGAAUGAAUUUAAUGUAAAUUGUGGAAAAUUGACAGAAAUUUGUUAUCUCUUAUGACGCUCAAGUGUGAACUGAACAAUACAAUGGAUAUUAUUUCCGAAUAUUCCCGCAUCUCUUUUUAUUGUAUGGGAUAUUAUAUCUUUCUAUGAUAAAAUGCAAUGAAAAAAUGCAAUGAUAAAAUGCAAUGUUUUGCUAAUAUUAAUUUUGAUUGACACCAACAAAAUAUUUGCAGCUAAAUAUUUCUGCGUAUAAUAAAUAUAAUAACAUGAAUGUGUAUAUGUAUAUAUAUACAGUAUAUAUUAUGCAUGCACACGACAUACAUAAUAUAUGUAAACAUGAAUGAAAAGAAUGAAGGGAAAAAUUACAAUUUGCCAAAUGAAAAUAUUCCGGAAGAACUAAGGACGUUUGUUGCGAUUAACGUGUAACAAGAUUUAUUACUGUCUCCCCUACAUGUUACAGCUUUGUACAAAAUAAAUGCGAGGCACAGAUCAUAAUAUAACUAUUAAAAAAGAAUGUAAAAAUGUUAAUAAAAAUAUCUAAAUGUU